AGUUCCACCAUCACUUUAGUUGUGUCUCUCAAUGGGACCAGACGUGUGAGAAAGAAAAGAAAAAAACAUUUAAAAACACAUCAAAAACCUUCUUUAAAAAACAACUUCAAGUCCAAAAUUGACUUGCAAUUUUGUCUUGAGGACAAGGACAACCUUCUUGUGUUGGUUGAAUUUUCUUUUAACCAAUUAUCCGCGACCCUCUGUGUGUUCGGGGAGAAAGUGAACGAUUAUUUUUGGUGUGAAAGAGUUUUGAGAAAAGACCGAGAAGAGGACUGAAAAAAAAAUCGCCGAGACAAAGAAACCGGAAAGAAUGAUAAAAAAGUGUUUUGUAAUAAACUUUUAGAGACUUGGCGGGUUUUUUUGUUCUCAAACUUUUUUUUUAACCUAAAAAAAAACAAAAUUUGCGAAUUUCGCGGAGUUUUGAGAAGAAAAAACAACUUUGAACAAAAAAAUAAGGAAUAAGAAAAGAUGAAGAUUCUCGUGAAUACACCAAAUGGUACAACAACACUGUGUGUUGACAUCGAUCAGAAGGCAAUAGCACAGGAGUGUCUUGAAAAGGUUUGGAGAGAUUUGGGGAUUGUAUGCGAAACGGAGUACUUUGGCCUUUUGGUCCACAAUCGUCGCUCAUCUGUGGCAGGUGAUGCCAAUGGGCAGGUGCUGGCCAAUUCUGUGGAUGGAGAAUCUCGCAAUAGGCAGUGGAUUAACUUGCGGAAUCCACUUGGACGGCAUAGCAUUGAUGGGAAUUACCACAGCCUGGCGCUGAGGGUUAAAUUCUGGGUGCCUGUCCACAUAAUCCUCCAGGAGAAUGUGAGGAAUCUCUUUUAUAUGCAGGCAAGGCAGGAUUUACUGGAGAAUCGUCUCUUGGCCACUGAUUGGACCAAUGCUGCCCUCUUGGCUGCCCUGAUGGCACAAGCCGAUGGAGUGAAGUACAAGGGGGCUCUCCCUGAGGGUGCCAGGGAGAGCCCCACGGUGGUGGCUGUGCGGACGCAAGAGAAGGAACAGCGUCGUGGCUCGAAGAGGAAGUGCUCCGAGGGUAGCCAGGAAGCAGCAACAGUGUGCCAGAUGAAGAAAUGUGAUUCAAACCAAAUGUACGAGGUGUACUGCAGCAUUCGCCCACAGGGGGAUGCUGCUCAGCAAAUCCCGCGAGAUUUUUGUGCCAUGGUGGCGAAGGAACAUGCCAAACUCACCAAAUUCCCAGCUAAAUCAGCCAAAUACUGGCUCCUGGCGGAAAUCUCCAAGCUCGAGGGGUACGGCGAGGAGAUUUUCCAUGUGCCCAAAAGUGAAUUUGGCACACAGGGGCAGAUGGACAUUGCCGUUGGGCCCCAUGGGCUAGUCAUCUACACUCCAGGGGCUGAGAAGAAAGAAAUCCCCUACAGUGCUGUGGAGUCGGUGAAAUCCAAAGGACGCAGCUUCCGGUUGCGCUACCUUUCGCACGAUCACACAAGUACGGAAUUGGAUCUGAAGAUGCCCUGCCACAGGACAGCCCAUGGGCUAUAUCGUGCCAUCACGGAAAAGCAUGCAUUUUAUUCCUGCGAAACAGUCGGAAGUGCCGUCCAGACGCAAUUUAUUCGUGAUCUUAAGGGAACCUUUGUGUCAAUGUUCAAGGAGGACACAGAACUGGGCAAGCGAUACGUGUUUGAUAUUCAACGGACAUGCAGGGAGGUGUACGACAAUGCCCGGAGGGUGCUUCACGCCCAGGGAGUGGAUAUUCGGUGCUCUGAGGAUGCUGGAGCUGAUCUGGAGAGUCGCCUGAGUGCCAUGGCGGCCGAUGUGACGGCUGUGGUGGCCGAAGAGGAGGCUCGACGGGGACAAAUGGAGAAGAUGGUGUCAGAUCGCAUUUCGGAAGCCUUCACCUGUCGCGUUUGCAUGGAUAAGGCCAUUGAUACGAUGUUCUCACCCUGUGGCCAUGUUGCGUGUUGCCGGUUGUGCGCUGAAAAGUGCGAUAACUGCCCCAUUUGCCGUGCAAACAUUGCCCACAUCAAUAGGAUCUUCCUGCCGACAGAGCUUAGGCCAAAUCAAUAGGAAUCCACCCAUUUUCUGGCCCAAAAACCCGCAAAGAACUUUUUUUUAUGAAGUUUCUUAAAAUUCUUUAUUAAGUCCAAAAUGACGAUGAUGAUGCAUUCAUUGAUUCAAAAACUUUUAUAUUAAAAAAAAAAAUCUGAUAAAAAGAUUUGAAAAAAAAAAACAGAUUUAAAAAAAUGUGAUUAUUAGAUAGAUUAACUAAGAAAUUACUAAUAUAACAAAAACUAUAUUAUUAAAAAUUAUAUUUAUUUGAUAAAAGUGAUUUGUUUAGAAGAGCUUCAAUGAAAAGAUUUUCCUUUUCUUUAGAAAUACUUGAAUUUCUGCUUUUUCGCUGAUUUUUAAGAUUUUAUCGUUUUAUCAAUGAAAAAUAUAUAAUUAUCAAUGCAAUUUUUAUCUAAAUAAUAAUAUAUAUAAAAGAAAAAUCUUACAGUAUUUUCAAUAUAAAAUGCAUUAUGUUGAGAAAUUGGAGGAAAAAAAUGUGAAAUAAAUUUAUAUUUACAAAAUAAA
Messenger RNA from Lutzomyia longipalpis, 2529 nucleotides. It is a transcript of the gene dnr1, whose product is annotated as E3 ubiquitin-protein ligase MYLIP. The transcript is spliced from 4 exons. Gene Ontology annotation, molecular function: ubiquitin-protein transferase activity. Gene Ontology annotation, cellular component: cytoskeleton. The record is from RefSeq and is a predicted model, not a curated record. Bases 469 to 2022 code for a protein of 517 amino acids. Lineage: Eukaryota; Metazoa; Arthropoda; Insecta; Diptera; Psychodidae. Gene Ontology annotation, biological process: ubiquitin-dependent protein catabolic process.